AUGAUGGAGGAAGGUCCACCGGCUCCCAAGGUUCUCCGAAUGUUCUUCUUCGUCGGCGCCGGAUUUUUAUGUACUUUCGCGAUCAAUAAAUGGCGUGAGAUGGAGAGAAACUCAAUCCUGAAACAGGAGGAGAAGAAUCAACAAGGAGAUGGAGGUUUAUUGCAUCAGAUUCCUGCAGAUUCGGUUCAGAAAGCCAUGAAAUGA
Molecule: messenger RNA, 204 nt
Organism: Microthlaspi erraticum
Lineage: Eukaryota; Viridiplantae; Streptophyta; Magnoliopsida; Brassicales; Brassicaceae
Source: the annotation of a GenBank genome assembly